This is a messenger RNA of Haliotis rufescens (red abalone), 3238 nucleotides long. Its product is annotated as pantetheinase-like. Bases 135 to 1691 code for a protein of 518 amino acids. Gene Ontology annotation, molecular function: hydrolase activity, acting on carbon-nitrogen (but not peptide) bonds, in linear amides. The record is from RefSeq and is a predicted model, not a curated record. The transcript has 2 exons. NCBI's taxonomy places the organism in Eukaryota, Metazoa, Mollusca, Gastropoda, Lepetellida, Haliotidae.
UUACCACGCUCCCGUGAAGAUAAGACGUUGCCGCCCAACUGCUUCUUCAGCAACAGUUGGACAUCAACGAAAAUCAUUUUCAAGAAUUUAUUUCGGAAUCGGUUAUUAGUACGUCCAUUUGACAACCUGUAGUCAUGGCUUCGACCUGGAUAUACAUCACGCUGACGAUGUUGCUGUGUGUGGAGUCGGGAGAGUCAAGGACGUUUCGAGCUGCAGUUCUUGAACAUGCACUGCACCUUCCCAACACAACUUCAGUCGUAUCCAGGCAACAAGCACUGGCUUAUGUUGAGCCUAAUCUGGCCGAAUUCGAACGCCAAGCUGCAAUCGCUCGUUCACAGAGUGUUGAUAUUCUGGUCACACCCGAAGAUGGAAUAUACGGCAUGCGGUAUAAAAGAACAACAAUAAGACCGUAUAUGGAAACAAUCCCAGACCCAAGGCACGUGACGUGGAACCCGUGUACCGCCCCCGCAGACAUACCCAACGUCGACGUCCAACGACGUCUGAGCUGCAUGGCCCGUCACAACGCGCUCUACCUGGUAGCCAACUACGGUGAUAUACAACCCUGCUCUGUCCGAAACGACCCAAACUGCCCUCCCGAUGGCCACUACCAAUACAACACGGACAUUGUGUUCGACCCGAACGGUACACUCAUCGCGAGAUACCACAAAAAGCAUCUCUUCUUUGAAUACCAGUUUGACGAACCUACUGAAGCAGAGAACGUCGUGUUUGAGACGCCGUUUGGCAGAUUUGGCGUCUUCACCUGCUUUGACAUUAUGUUUGAGAAGCCAGCAAUAUCUCUCAUUGAAGACCUCAGUGUGGGCAACAUCGUGUUCCCUACAGCGUGGAUGGACGCCCUUCCCCUCCUGGCCGCGGUGCAAUUCCACUCAGGAUUCGCCAUGGGGAUGGGCGUGAACUUCCUGGCCGCAAACAUCCAUCGGCCCGGGGACAGGUUUCACGGCAGUGGUAUUUACACGCCAGAUGGCGCUGCGGUAUACUACUACAAUGACACCAUCGGGACUGGAGGCGGUAAACUCCUUAUUGAAGACAUCGAUAUUAUGGAUAAAGCUGCACGUCGUCGUGUCGAGGACCAACCCAAACCAGACUCGAAGAUGCUCAGCGCGGAUCAGUUUGAGUUUAAGUCCUACCUUUUCAAUGAUCUGUUUAACUUUGUAUCCCUCCGAGAUCCUCACGCUGACGAAAUCAAGGUCUGCCACAACGCUCUCUGUUGUCACGCUACGUACACGGCCGACCUUAAUGAAGGUGACAUGUAUGCUCUCGGCGCAUUUGAUGGUCUUCACACAUACGAGGGACAAUAUUACCUUCAAAUAUGUACAAUGCUUAAAUGUGCCAAUUCAUCCUAUUCAAGCUGUGGUACACCAACAUUUGAUGCCAGCUCCAUCUUCUCCAACAUUGACAUCCGGGGCACAUUCAGCACACCCUUCAUCUUCCCGAAAGUGCUAAUGUCAGACAACGGAAGUCUCGCCUUAGCGCAGACGCAGUUGAGUUUCAAGAACGGAAGUCUCGUCACAAAGAAUCCCCUGGAUCUCCCGUUGUUGUCUGCGACUCUGUUUGGACGGAAGUAUAGUUGGGACAACGGUAACGACUACGACAAGGCGUCUGGUUGCUGCGGUCGCGACGGCAUUCUACUUACUAUCUACCUGUCCCUGGUCUUAACACUGUUUCUUAAAUGAAGAUUACACGUGACACCUGAUUGAGGCUUCGAUUCAAGAAUCUUAUCCAAAAUCGAACGCUACAUCUCUCCCUAUUGUCGUAAACCAAACCGACGACGUUUGACUUGUUUCAUUGCUAAAGAAUCAUCAAUACAAUGUAAGCGAAUUUGUUUCUUGUUUUUAGAAUGAACAUUCUUCUGCUGCAUAAAAUGCAUUUGAUAUGGGAGUGAUACAGUCUGAUUGGUAGUUUGAAAGUUUGUCGAAGUUUGCCUUUGGCGCUAAAGAUCAGCAUAAAUUAAAAUAUUUUGUUCGACUGCAAGUAUAGUCAGACUUAAUUCUGACAUUGAAUUAAUUCAAGUUAUGAAAACGCCCGAGAUCAAUGCACUUUGUUUGUUGAUUUAGAGGAGGGAAUUAUCUCCAAAAGAUUAACUAAAUUGAAAGUUUUUGGUCACAAAAAAAUAAAAUGGCAAUAUAACCAGGGACAUGUAACGUUUGUUAAUAAAAACCCAUUUGCACUGGCAUUCUAACCUUGGUGCCAUUACAAUCAGGGCAUUUUGCACUGCGGAUAUCCGUUCUUGGAAAAAUACAUGGCAUUGUAAGCAGGGACCUAACAAACAGGUAGGACUGUAUCUAGACUAAUAACUGGAUUACAAUUUCAAUAUAUAAACUGUUAAUACAAAAUUGAUAGCAUCCCUUUUAUUAAGUGGAAUACUUCUAUUUGUAAUAUGUCUGCUGCGUGUCAAAAUAGUAUUUCAUGUACUCAAUAUAUGUUGCUUUCAAAUUAAAACUAGUUUCUCUCAUGCGGGUGCGUGUGAGUGUGAGUGUGCGUAUUCUUGUCUGUUCAUGUUCGUCUGAGUAAUGGUACCAGACAGUUUCUCAUGUUUUUGUAAAGUGCAUUCAGACUUGCAGAUGUGUAUGUGAUGCGUUGAUGAUAUUACACAAGAAUAUGCGUAUGAUUAGUUGUCAAUUAGACAGUAUGGUGAAUGAAGUAUGCUUUAUGUACUGAAGUGUCAUUACAACCCUUGUCUUCAUCAACUGAUCAUGAGAUGUAGAUAACCUACCGCAACCUCUGUACUAUAGUCUCGUGUUGCCUUUUAGCCAAGAUUUUAUUGGAUUAAUACGUUGCAAGGUUGUGGGUAUUUGUGAAUUUAUCAUUAAAAACUGGCUCCCACAAGAGACAUCGCUUGGGUGACAUCAAGCGAUAUCCACAUUGUAGAUAUCGCUGCAAUGAAAUUGCAUCACGAUGCUUUGGAGACCAUUGUUACGUCAUUGGUUACCAUGACGUCAGAUUCAAAUGACAACACUCACGGCUCUGCCACUGAAACUGUAAGCAGUAUUUUUUACACUUUUUACUUAUUACAGUCUACACACUGUUAAAAUUGGACAAAUGAUGUUGGAUGAUAAAUAAAAUCUCACCCGAGUAUCUUUUGAUAUCAAAUAUAUCAAUUCUCGUUCAUAUCUGUGAUAUCAAAAGACACUCGGGUGAGAUUCUCCAUGUCUUAGACAUUAAUCGACAACAUUUUUGUCAUUGUGAUUGGAAGGGAAUUCUUUUUAAUACAUUUGUAUAA